AUGCGCAAGGACGGCUCCCUCCAGAAAGACCGCGAGACAGUAAAGACGAUCAUUACUUACCUUGCCGAGUACCGCGAGCACAAGCGGGCCAAGCAGCAUGAGAGCGACCUCCAAACGGCUAAUGCGGUCCUCGGUUUCUGCUGCUCCGCCAUCUGGCCAGGCGGUCACUCUACCAAGAGAAUGGCUGCCACGUCUCAGGGAGUCCUCAUAGGCAUCAUGGAGAAGUACGAGCCUACGUCUUGA
Molecule: messenger RNA, 243 nt
Organism: Fulvia fulva
Lineage: Eukaryota; Fungi; Ascomycota; Dothideomycetes; Mycosphaerellales; Mycosphaerellaceae
Exons: 1
Coding region: 1-243 (80 amino acids)
Source: RefSeq, a predicted model, not a curated record